Molecule: messenger RNA, 1143 nt
Organism: Ostreococcus tauri
Lineage: Eukaryota; Viridiplantae; Chlorophyta; Mamiellophyceae; Mamiellales; Bathycoccaceae
Product: Nucleotide-binding, alpha-beta plait
Exons: 1
Coding region: 1-1143 (380 amino acids)
Cellular component (GO): Prp19 complex; U2-type catalytic step 2 spliceosome; U2-type catalytic step 1 spliceosome
Molecular function (GO): U6 snRNA binding; metal ion binding; pre-mRNA binding
Source: RefSeq, a predicted model, not a curated record
AUGGCGCCCGACGACGAGGACGCCGGGAAAGACUUUCCCGUCGUCUGCGAGGACUGCCUGGGACCGAACCCGUACGUGCGGAUGAUGAAGAUCCCGAGAGGGAGCGAGUGCGCGAUCAGUGGUCGGCCGUUCGACGUCUAUCGCUGGCGCCCGGGGAGCGAUGCGCGGUAUAAGAAGACGGUGGUGUGUAAAGAGAUCGCGCUGGCGAAGAACGUGUGCCAGGUGUGCCUGUUGGACCUGGAUUACGGGAUUCCGGUGGCGGCGCGGGACGCGGCGCUGGGACGCGCGGGCGGGAACGCGUUGCCGUCGAGCUCGGUGAACAGGGACUUCGCGGUGAACGCGAUCGCGAAAAAGUUAGACGAGGGAGAGGAUGCGUACGAACACGGGGAAAAGGAGCGGAACAACGAGCUGUUGAUGCGGUUGGCGAGGAAGAAGCCGUAUUAUAACAAGAAUAAGUCGCCGAUUUGUACGUUUUGGCUGAGAAACGCGUGCACGAGGAACGACUGUCCGUAUCGCCCGUGUAACGGGGACACAAACAUGCCCGAGCUCAGUGCGGCGCCGGAAUUGAGGAAGCAGAACAUCAAGGAUAGAUACUUCGGGACGAACGAUCCGGUGGCGGAUCAAAUGUUAAAGCGGGCCAAGGAGAAGAUGGAGAACAGAAAGCUUACUCCGCCCGAGGACACGAGCAUCACCACACUCUUCAUCGGAAACGUCGAUCCAGAAAGAGUUAACGAGGACGAUAUCCGUGGACGGUUUUAUCGCUACGGCGACAUUAAGAGCAUUCGCGUGAUCGGGAACAAAAAGUGUGCGUUCAUCACAUUUACGUCGCGCGCCGGAGCGGAGAAAGCGGCGGAAGACGCAGCGUUCAAUUUGGAGAUCAACGGCGUGCAGUGUCGAUUGCAAUGGGGUAAAGUCAUGGAGAAGAAGUCGACGGGCGAUAAGGGUCCUACUCCUUCGCCGGCACCGACUGUGAUGAUGAUGGCGCCGGGCGUCGCUCCGCCAGCGGAUGGAACCAACCCCGCUGACUUGCCCUCUCACAUGGCCAUCCCGAUGCCGGCGCCAUCCGCCGUCGGCGCGAAGGUCGCGUAUCCGUCUCAAGAUCCGACGGCCAUGGGGGCAAUCUCGAAGGAGGUGAAGGAAUGA